Drosophila ananassae is the source of this 3187-nucleotide messenger RNA. It is a transcript of the gene LManI, whose product is annotated as lysosomal alpha-mannosidase. The transcript has 6 exons. Lineage: Eukaryota; Metazoa; Arthropoda; Insecta; Diptera; Drosophilidae. Gene Ontology annotation, molecular function: carbohydrate binding; alpha-mannosidase activity. The record is from RefSeq and is a predicted model, not a curated record. Bases 155 to 3136 code for a protein of 993 amino acids. Gene Ontology annotation, biological process: mannose metabolic process. Gene Ontology annotation, cellular component: lysosome.
CCUAAAUGGAUUUUAAUUUGAUAAUCCCACUCAAGGUUUAUCGCUUCAAGUGGCACAUCGCUGGGGUCUAAGGAAUAGCCCCGUUCCUGGUUUCAUUUGAGUCGGCUCUACAGUCCCGAUAAGACCCCAUCCAUAGAGCUUUGCGUUCACUGAAAUGGAAUAUUUCGGUAGAGUGCUAAUAUUUAUCGCAUUAGUGCUACCGUAUGCUUCGGUAUCCGAGGCUACCUGUGGAUUCGAGACAUGUCCCAAGACGAGGCUGAAUAUGAUCAAUGUUCAUUUGGUCCCCCAUUCGCACGACGACGUCGGUUGGCUGAAGACAGUUGAUCAGUAUUAUUAUGGAAGUCAGAAUAAAAUUCAACACGCCGGGGUCCAAUACAUCUUGGACACGGUGGUCCAGGAGCUUCUCAAAGACUCCAGCAGGCGAUUCAUUCAAGUGGAGACCUUUUUCUUUGCGAAAUGGUAUUCCGAACAGUCAGAUACCGUACAACAGGCCGUACAAAAAUUGGUGGCCGAGGGUCGUUUGGAGUUCACUGGAGGAGCUUGGAGCAUGAACGAUGAGGCUACAGUUCACUAUCAGAGCGUAAUUGAUCAAUUUAAUUUGGGUUUAAAAUAUUUAAAAGACAAUUUUGGUGACUGUGCUCGUCCCACGAUUGGAUGGCAAAUCGAUCCCUUCGGACAUUCCCGCGAAAUGGCUUCUAUUUUUGCUCAGAUGGGCUAUCACGGCGAGUUCUUUGCCCGCAUGGAUUACCUUGAUAAAAGGAAACGCCUGGGGGAUCUGGGCAUGGAGAUGAUUUGGAAAUCCAGUGAAGCUCUCAAGAACUCUGAAAUAUUUACUGGAAUGCUAUACAACCAUUACUCUGCUCCUCCGGGAUUCUGUUUCGACAUCAACUGCCAGGAUGCUCCCAUUAUAGAUGGGGAUAGCUAUGACAAUAAUGUGGCCGAAAGAGUGGAUGGUUUUAUUGAGUACAUCAAGAACAUGUCGAAAUCAUUCCGAACCCCCCACAUAAUGGUUCCAAUGGGAGACGAUUUUCAAUAUGAAGAUGCCGAAGUAAACUUUAAAAACAUGGACAAGCUAAUACAAUAUGUCAACGCUCGCCAGUCGGAAGGUUCCCAAAUCAAUGUCUUCUACUCAACUCCCUCGUGCUACCUAUAUGAACUUUACAAGCUGGAACAGACUUGGCCCAAUAAGACCCAGGACUUCUUCCCAUACUCCAGUGACUCACACUCCUAUUGGACCGGCUACUUCACAUCGCGUCCCACCCAGAAGCGCUUCGAACGGGAUGGCAACCAUUUCCUGCAGGUGGUCAAGCAACUGGGUGUCCUCGCCAAUCUGACAACUGUUCAGCAAUCCGAGAAUCUGGAGAACCUCAGUCAAGCCAUGGGUAUUAUGCAGCACCACGAUGCAGUCACGGGUACUGAGAAACAGGCAGUUGCCCAGGACUACGAUCGUCUGUUGUCUGAGGCCAUUGUUGGUGCCGAGAGCAAUGCUCGGGAUGCCCUAAGGAUACUGACCAAUCUGACAUCUGGAGCGUUUGAAAGUUGCCUGGAAUUAAACAUUAGUACCUGCACUUUCACCCAAAAGAGUGCCAAUAAUGUGGUGGUGACUGUCGUGAAUCCUUUGGGCCACACAUCCACUCAGUAUGUGAGGGUUCCUGUGCCGAAGGAGAACUAUAUAGUCACGGAUGAAAAAGCUCGCGAGGUGCCGUCUGAGCUUGUAGCUGUGCCCUGGCAAAUCUUAUCUCUAGAACAUCGACCGAACGACACCCAACACGAAUUGGUUUUCCAGGCUACUGUGGAAAAGAUUUCCAACUUCUAUAUUCGCAUAUUGCCAGUCCCAAAACACUUUUCAGAUAAUAGUGUUUAUGACUCAGUAGACACUCAGAACUCUAUUGGCCAUGCAAACGACGAAGAAUCCAGUGAAUUAGUAGUUGAAAACUCGCUCAUAAAACUAGUUUUCGAUACCACUACUGGUGUCUUGAAAACCGUCGAAAUGAAUGGGAUAACCGAAAAUAUUCAACAGAGUUUUGGAAUCUACAAGGGAUUCCGGGGCAAUAAUGGAGAAGCCCAGAACCGUUCAUCCGGGGCGUAUAUUUUCCGACCCGACGGGAAUAUUGAAAUACUAUCCGACAAAGUGGAACUAUCCGUUUACGAUGGCACCAAAGUCAAAGAAGUGCACCAGCACUUCAAUGAAUUCGUCUCCCAAGUGGUAAGAAUUUAUGAUGGAAUAAAUCGCGUGGAAUUUGAAUGGCUAGUCGGGCCCAUUCCCAUCGACGAUGAGGUGGGCAGGGAGAUAGUUACUCGAUUUACCACCAACAUAGCCUCCAAUGGAAAAUUCUAUACCGACUCAAAUGGCAGGGAAAUGCUAGAACGUGACCGGAAUAAGCGGGAGAACUUUGACGCCGAUAUGACAGAGUCAGUAAGUGGCAACUACUAUCCGGUGACCGCCCAGAUUUCCCUUCAAGACGACAAAAAGCGAAUCACCCUACUUAAUGAUCGGGCACAGGGCGGAGCCAGCUUGAGAGACGGAGAAUUGGAACUGAUGCUGCAUCGUCGCCUACUGAACGAUGAUGCCUUCGGCGUGGGUGAAGCCCUCAACGAGGAGCAGUAUGGAACUGGUUUGAUUGCCAGAGGAAAGAUCUCCCUCAUCCUCGACGCCGCCUCAGAAAUUCCCAAUCAUGCGGAGAGAUCCACGCAACUCGAACUGCACUUACCAUUUUGGAAGUUUUUCAGCAAAUCAAAUAAUGUUGCCUCUGUCAAGCGAAAUCUAUUACCCGAUUUCGACGUGUUUCCCCGAUCCGUUGGCUUGCUUUCCUUUGAAAAAUAUGAUCAAAAUCAAAUAUUAAUCAGAGUGGAAAACUUCAAUAGUAUUGGCAAUGUAGUCAGCUUCAACAUUUAUCCUCUCUUCGAGUCGUUGGAUGGAAAAGAGAUUUGGGAAACUACUUUGGAUGGCAAUUUGCUGCUGAGCGAGAUGAAGAGAUUCAAAUUCAAUCAGGAUAGCUCGGGAUCGAAUCCUGCUGAUUCUGAUUACUUCUACGCCCCCCACAGGCCCCUGGAGGCGAAUUCUACCAUGGAAGCUUCGCAGUUCGCUGUCACUCUGGUGCCCAUGCAAAUACGUACAUUUAUUAUAAAACAAUAAUGAUUUUUGUAUUAAAAAUAUAAAAAUAUAACGAAACUAUUGAUCCUUGAA